AUGUUAGACAUAAUUAGACAUGAAUUAAUAAGAGAGGUCACGUGACGUCACGUUACGUAGGAGUUUAUGGCGGGAAAUGGCGCUCGCAAGAGAGACGGACAGUUAAAACGUCGGUUGAGAAAAACUGCUGCAAUUGUACCAAAGCCAUCUCGCCAGUAACUAAAGCAAUCGCACAUUAUAUUUGCAGAUGCUAAUUUUUUUUUGGCUUUUAACUGGUAAUCUGUUAUAAUCAUCAUGGCAAGUGAGCAGAAACUGCGCCCCGUCCAGAGCUGUCAGAUGUUGCCAGAUGUGGUGUCCACCGAACAGCAGUCGCUGGUGCUUGUGAAAAAACUUCUAGCCAUUGCUGUCUCAAGCAUCACUUACCUCAGGGGUCUUUUCCCAGAAAAGGCUUAUGGACCCAAAUAUGUGGGAGAGCUGAAAGUCCUGAUAUUGCAAGAGCAUAGCUGUCCUGGUGCCCAGCAGAUUGUGCAGUGGUUGCAGGGAUGUUUUGAUGCACUUCAAAGAAGAUAUCUGCGCAUGGUUCUUCUAUCAAUUUACUGUGAUCCAGACAAUCCACAGAAAGUGACUGAAUGUUACCAGUUCAAAAUCAAAUACACAGAGAAAGGACCUCAGAUGGACUUUGAGAGCAAAAAUGGGCAGAGCCUGACUAAAAUGGCCUGUGACAACACCCAGAAAUCCAGUAUGCUGCUGGUGCGCAAACUUUACAUGCUGAUGCAAAAUCUCGGCCCACUGCCUGACGACGUCUGCCUCAACAUGAAACUCUUCUACUAUGAUGAGGUGACCCCUCAGGAGUAUCAGCCACCUGGCUUUAAGGACGAUGACAACAGGACAGUGAUAUUUGAGAGGGAACCAGUAAAUCUGACCAUGGGAGAGGUGGUCACACCUUUUCAUAGCCUCAGAAUGAACGUCACCACUGAGCGGAAGAGACUUGAUCCGCCUGAUGAUGAUGAUGAUGAUGUGGAAGUAUGUGUGAGUACAAAAUGGUCUUUGAAAAUGUUUGAGGAUGGGACGAUGUCUGAAACUUCAGUUCAGCAGGAGUGUAUGACAAAGGAGAAUGUCAUCACUGAUGCUGGCAUUGAAUACUCAGAAACUCAGGAGAACUCACAAGAGACUCACAGAAACAGCAAGGAGGAUCUUACAACAGGUGCAAAGAUUGACAAUCUGGUAAAGAAAACUGCUGAUCUUAAGGUGGACGCCAGGAAGACCAGGAGUGGACGCAUCUUUGAGCCUCAGAUCUCUCAGUUAGAGUUCCCGCUAAGCCAAGAUCCCCAGCCAUCUGCCCCAAAGAGGCGCAAAGUCAGUGUACCCAAAUAACACUGUGACUAGUACACUCACAAUAUUUCCAGUACAGUCACACUGCAACAAACUGACACAUGCUGCAUCCUGUUUAAUGUCUUUUGGUUUUGGUUUGAUUCAUUUAGUUGCAGAAAAUCUUUGUAAAACAAGUUCUAUGGUUCAAGGGCAUACGGUAACAUGAUGAGUGCACUAAGGAGUUUGAAAUUGUGUACUUUGUUAUUUAUGUUAAUAUUUUAUGAGAUAUAUUUGAAUAGUCACAAUUUGCUUUCAGUGCCAGGACAUUUUAGUAGCUUUGCUGGAUUUUAGUCACUGCUGCCAAAGUACCAUGUACAUAUUUAGUUACUCCACUAGAUGGCAGCAUGCACAUUGCCUGUGUGUUUGUAUCAAAACAGUGAUUCCAAUAAAAACAUGCCUUUACUUUGA
Molecule: messenger RNA, 1719 nt
Organism: Megalobrama amblycephala (Wuchang bream)
Lineage: Eukaryota; Metazoa; Chordata; Actinopteri; Cypriniformes; Xenocyprididae
Gene: hormad1
Product: HORMA domain containing 1
Exons: 15
Coding region: 235-1314 (359 amino acids)
Source: RefSeq, a predicted model, not a curated record